Racocetra fulgida is the source of this 223-nucleotide messenger RNA. Lineage: Eukaryota; Fungi; Glomeromycota; Glomeromycetes; Diversisporales; Gigasporaceae. The record is from the annotation of a GenBank genome assembly.
AAAUCGAUUUUUGGAUAAGUUUACCGAUUUUGAAUGUAGAUCUAAGCCCAUAUUACUGAUUGAAUUUAUUGUUGAUUUGAUGGAUAAUCUGCAAAACAAAUCGGCUCAACAAUAUAAACUAGUGUUGGAACGGGUCAUGCAUAGCCCACGGGUUGCCCGGGUCGGCCAUGUAGAUCACGGGUCAGGCCGGGCCCACGGUGGCCUGCGGGCCAGAGGCAUUUGA